AUGGUCACCACACGCAACAUGAGGAAGCGCAAGUCUGGCGACGCUCUGGACCUAGACCUCGACGCCGCUGCCCCAUCCUCCUCGCAGAACAGCCCGGCCGCCGGCACUCCCAAGCGCCAGCGCAAGCUCCCCGUGCGCGCCAAGUCCAGGAAACAAGCGGUCAAGGACGAGCCAGAGGCCGACGCAGAGGCCGAGGACGAGACCCAGGAUGCGAGCGAAUCCCCAGCCCCAGGCAACUCAUCAUCGCUGGUAGUUGAGAUUCGCGCCAAAACAGACGAAGAUGAGCAUGGUCUCAGCGGCAGCGCCGCCGAGGACAACGACCAAGACGAGGCCGAAGCCGGGGCCGCCGAGACCAUCAUUCCCGGCGCCGAGCAGCCUGCGCCUGCGCCUGUGCCCGAGCCCAGCCGCAAGGACACGAUCGACGACUCGGACGCUUCCGAAGACUCGGACGACGAGGCGCCCGAGGCCGUCUCCACCUCGGCCGCCGCCGCUGCCGUCUUUGAAUCUGCCAGAGCGGCCAACAAGGCCAUUGCAGAGUGCGUAACCUCCUUCUGCCCCUCAUGUGUGCUCGUCCGACCAGCGCACUCCCUCCAGCUUGUUGUUCGCUUCCCUCGGCUGUCCACCAUACUAACACAGCGCCAGGCAACAAAGAGCCCAGAAGCGCAAGCGUCAGCAGCGCGCCGCCUUCCUCCAGGAACAGGCGCAAACCCACAAGGCCGCUGA
Verticillium alfalfae VaMs.102 is the source of this 723-nucleotide messenger RNA. RefSeq lists its product with no specific name. The coding region runs from base 1 to 723 and encodes 240 amino acids. The transcript has a single exon. The record is from RefSeq and is a predicted model, not a curated record. Lineage: Eukaryota; Fungi; Ascomycota; Sordariomycetes; Glomerellales; Plectosphaerellaceae.